CAGAACAAAGAUGAAAUCAACAGCAGCUUUCCUCCUUGUGGCUUCCUUGGCUUUGGCCUCGGCUUCAUUGGACUGCAGAUGCACCUUCGAGCAUAAACCAGUGUGCGGAUCCAACGGACAAACUUAUGGUAACGAGUGCGUUUUCAACUGCGCCGCAAGAAGCGACGAAAAUCUUCAGAUCGUCAACCGUGGAAAGUGCAGCAACGCUCCGACUUGCAUCUGCCCAGCCCUCUGGAAUCCGGUCUGCGGAAGCGAUGGUAACACCUACUCUAACCCUUGCGAACUCUUGUGCUUGGCUCGUCAAGAUUCCUCGUUGAAGAUGGUCUUCUAUGGAGAGUGUGCAUGCAUCUGCACCAGAGAGUACGUCCCAGUUUGCGGUUCCAACGGAGAAACCUACGAUAACUCGUGUCUUCUCAGCUGCGCCGCAAGAACUGAGUCAAUCGUCAAGGUCAGGGAAGGACGUUGUUAAAUGUUAAAUUUUAAUGUAAUUCCUAUGUAAUAAACUAUUAGUAUCAUGAAAUUAA
Nicrophorus vespilloides is the source of this 524-nucleotide messenger RNA. RefSeq names its product serine protease inhibitor dipetalogastin-like. Gene Ontology annotation, molecular function: protein binding. NCBI's taxonomy places the organism in Eukaryota, Metazoa, Arthropoda, Insecta, Coleoptera, Silphidae. The record is from RefSeq and is a predicted model, not a curated record. The coding region runs from base 11 to 469 and encodes 152 amino acids. The transcript has a single exon.